Messenger RNA from Serinus canaria (Common canary), 1128 nucleotides. It is a transcript of the gene NOP9, whose product is annotated as NOP9 nucleolar protein. The transcript is spliced from 7 exons. The record is from RefSeq and is a predicted model, not a curated record. Bases 223 to 1053 code for a protein of 276 amino acids. Gene Ontology annotation, cellular component: 90S preribosome; preribosome, small subunit precursor; nucleolus. Gene Ontology annotation, biological process: endonucleolytic cleavage to generate mature 5'-end of SSU-rRNA from (SSU-rRNA, 5.8S rRNA, LSU-rRNA); endonucleolytic cleavage in 5'-ETS of tricistronic rRNA transcript (SSU-rRNA, 5.8S rRNA, LSU-rRNA); endonucleolytic cleavage in ITS1 to separate SSU-rRNA from 5.8S rRNA and LSU-rRNA from tricistronic rRNA transcript (SSU-rRNA, 5.8S rRNA, LSU-rRNA). Gene Ontology annotation, molecular function: RNA binding. NCBI's taxonomy places the organism in Eukaryota, Metazoa, Chordata, Aves, Passeriformes, Fringillidae.
CCAAAUUUGCCCCGAAUUUCCCCAGCCCUGCUGAGCCCGGCCUGCGCCAGCCUCUGCCUGCAGGGGGCGCUCUGGGCCCUGCACCGCAGCCAAUCGCCUUCCUGCGCCCGCUUCUGCCACGCCCUGAUUGGCUGCCUCAGCCAGGACAGCCCCGCCCACGACCAGAGCCCUCUGCUGACGUCACUGCAGGACCCCGACCGGUCCCGCCUCCUGGAGGCGGCCAUGACAGUCCUGGACCCCCCGGGGCUCCGGGAGCUCUUCCGGGGUCACCUGCGGGGUCACCUGAGGGGCGUGGCCUCGCACCGAGUGGCCAAUCACGGCCUGCAGCGGCUCCUUGACCACGCCCCUGAAGAUGUGGUGUCGGAGGUGCUGUCGGAGCUGGGCCCCGCCCUGGAGGAGCCGCUGGCCCGGGGCCACCCCGGGGUGGUCCUGGCCCUGCUGGGGGCGGCCCAGAGACACCCCCGGCUCCAGGGGGAGGCGCUCCGGUGGCUCUUCCAGGCCCUGCGCUGCUGGGCCCCGCCCCACCACCCCCAGUGCGUCACCGCCCUGGCCCAGCUCCGCCCCCUGGAGGGCGGGGACAGCGAGAAAGGGGCGGAGCCUGAGCCCCUCCUGGUGUCGCCGUGCGGUUCCCGCGCUCUGCAGUCGCUCCUGCACUUCCGGGACCCCUCCCCCGUGCUGCGCGCGCUGCGGGCGCUGCCCCGCCCGGCGCUGCCGGCGCUGGCCCGGAGCGGCCCCGGGAGCCGCCUCUGGGACGCGAUUUUGGCCUCCAAAACCGUCCCCAAACCCGCCAAAAAGCGGCUCCUGAAACGCCUCCAGGGGCACUGGGCGGCGCUGGCCAAGGAUCGCAGCGGGAGCCGAGUGCUGGACACGGCCUGGGCCUGCAGCCCCCUCCCCCAGAGGGUCCUGAUGGCCGCUGAAUUGGCCCCCCACCUCCCGGAGCUGCUGCGGGACCCCCUCGGCCGCGGCGCCGCCCGGACCCUGGGCCUGGAGCUCUUCCGCAGGGACCGCCCCCGGUGGGAGGGGCUACACAGGGGGCGGGGCCUGCCGCUCUGACCACGCCCCCUCCAUGAUCACCCCGGCCCCGCCCACUCUAAAUUAUUUUUAUUAAAAUUUUAAUUUUAUUUUUAA